AUGGCUAUCACCAGUGUACUUCCACUCGAUAGAUGUGAAUGGAUAUUAAAGACUAAAAAUCUCUCUCAAGCUUCGCAGAUAUCAAUACCAAUGGCAAAGAACGGCCCUGGGAAGCGAUAUAUGUUAAGCAGAAUUCCAUACUCAACAAAUGGUUGUUGUGGGUAUCAAUUGGAACGGCAACUAAUAACCAGUGGAGAUGUAGAAUUAAAUCCUGGCCCAGAUACUAAUACCUCUGGAAAUGAACAAAGUCGAAGGGUCGUAAAUCACCCAAUAAUGAAUUCUUCAAACAAGAGUCUGAAGAUUGGUGAGUGGAACGUAAAUAACCUUACUGACGUAAAGUUUGAACAGAUAAAACUAUUUUUGACUUCGCACAAUAUCGACGUGAUGUUUCUUAUCGAGACAUUCCUAAAACCCAAUUAAUGUAUCGGGCUUGGUUUACGAAAUUCCUGGUUAUUCAAUGUAUAGAAAAGACAGGGCGGGUAAUAAAAAAGGCGGAGGAAUAUUAGCUUAUGUAAACAGUCAGUUAAAAGCGAACAGGCUUUAUGAUUUAGAAGAUGAAAAUGUUGAAAUCAUGUGGUUAAGUAUUUGUCCAUAUUCAUCUAACAGAGCUUUACUAGCUGGCGCCGUAUACCGUCCUCCCUCGUCUAAUGCAGAUACUGAUAUAAAGCUUGAAAAUAACAUUGAAAAUGCCUAUUUGAAAAAUUAUGAAAUGCAUAUUCUUGGUGAUUUCAAUAUUAACUAUCUCGAUUUAUCUUAUAAGAAGCAUCACCUUGCAAAAGCUAUGCAUAGUAUGAAGCUCAGUCAAAUGGUAAAUUCUGUCACAAGACCAGCAAGUGCAACAUGUCUUGAUCAUUACUAUACAACUCAUCCUGAGUUCACUGUUGGCAUUUCAGUUUUGGAUAUCGGCCUUUCAGAUCAUCUGCCGUUAAUUAUUCAGCGUAAAUAUUCGAAAGCAAAGAGAUCUAGUAAACAACUGCAUAAUACCAUCAAAUACCGCAACUUUAAAAACUUAAAUGCUGAUGAGUUUGUUAAAUCACUCGAGUGUACCGCGUGGGACUCGGCUUUUGUGUUUGACGACAUUAACGAUAUUGCUGAUUCCAUAGAAAAAAUGCUUAUUGAAGUUGUUGAUAUGUAUAUGCCAUUGAAUCACAAGCGUGUCAAAAAGCAAAAUCAACCAGCAUGGAUGAGCGAUGAAAUCAUGAAUUCAAUUCGAAAUAGAGACAAUUUACUGAAAAAAGCUCGUAAGUCAAACAUCCCGGCCGACUGGGCUUUGUAUAAACAUGCCAGAUGCAAAACUACAAAUAUGAUUAAAUUCUCUAAACGACAAUUUAUUCAAGAAUCAAUAGAAAAUAAUCAAGGAAAUCCUAAGGGAAUUUGGAAAGUGCUAAAAUCGUUAAGUGGGAAGAAAAGUAAUCCAAUAACAAUAGAUGAAUUAAAGGUCAAUGAUGCGGUAGUAAAAGAUAAAGCCGAAAUUGCUGAAGCAAUGAAUGACGCUUUUAUUAAUAUUGCCUCUAGAAUCAGUCAAGGCAAUCAAAAUAAUGCCGAAUUUGAUGGGGAAAAAUUAGUCGAUUUUGUAAAGCUAAAGAUUGGUAAGGAUUGUUUUGAAAUACCACCGAUUACGUCAACACAGGUACUGGCUGCAUUGAAUAGCAUGUCAACUAACAAAUCCACUGGCUGUGAUGGCCUAAGUGCUAGAAUACUAAAGUUAGCAGCACCGGUAUUGACUCAACCUUUUUGCCGCCUUAUGAAUUACUCCAUAUCAUCGGGUACUUUUCCUAUCAAAUGGAAAACCGCGAAAGUAACACCCCUACAUAAAAGUGGAUCUCGUGAUGAUGCAGAUAAUUACCGUCCGAUUUCGAUACUUCCUGUUAUCUCUAAAGUGCUUGAAAAACAUGUGGCCACAUCGUUCUACAAGUAUGUACCUCCAAGAUCAUAACCUUCUCUAUAAAUUCCAGUCAGGUUUUCGUGCUAACCACUCGACAGAGACAGCAUUAAUAAACCUUGUCGAUGAACUCCUUUUUAACAUGGAUGACGAUAAGGUUACAUGUUUGACAUUUAUUGACUUUAAAAAGGCAUUCGACCUUAUAAAUCACAAAACUCUGCUGAAAAAGCUUGCAAUCUCGAAAGUCUCUAAUCUAAUCUAAUCUAAUCUAACCCUGCCUUCUAGCUAAGAUCCUGCCUUCUAGCUAAGAUCCUGCCUUCUAGCUAAGACCCUGCCUUCUAGCUAAGACCCAACCUCAUUCCCAGGCUCUUCCCUCUUGUGGAGGAAAGACCCUGGAUCGGAGCUGGUCACAUGACCCACAGAAAAUUGAUAGCCACUUCACACUUCGAUUGCAAGGAGUGGCCGUUCUGUACAAUUAUCUUUGAGAAUCAUAUAUACUUCAAAAUACUUGCUACAUUGGUUUCUGUUUGCUUUUAAAUUAUACAAACAUGCUAAACGGCAGAUUCUUAUGGCAACAGACAAAUCAGGAAAUCAAGCAAUAAAAAGUAUGAUCAUAUGCUUUGAAAUAUUUCCCUUUUAUUCUCUCGGGGUUCGGGUGCAGUUUCAUUUCACGCGUACUGUACGCUUCUGUUCUGCCUCUGGUUCAGAUAUUUAUAAUAUUCUUAUAAUAUGCCAUGAUUGAAUUGUUGUCAUAUGGAAACGGUAUAAAUUUUGUUAAAUAGAGGUCUCAAAAGCGACUGUGUUGGUCGUAGUGCCUUGGUGGUUUUACAGCAAACGUUGCACAUUUGGGCACUAGCCAAAUAGACAUUGAAUGUCCAUUCUAUUGAUUCUAAAACCGUUUAUAGACAUAGUGCUCUAGAAUUAGGUUGCCAACAUACUAUUAGACUUGCUCCAAGUCUCUCUUUCAUUGUCAUAUAGUAUCGAUCCACUAUAGUGUACAUUACAUGACGUAUCACGGAGGGGCGAAGCGAGAUCGGAAAAUCUCGGUUCAAAACUGAACCGAAAAUGCAAGACUUGCUUUAAUUGUUUUCUCUCAGUGUUUAUAUGUAUCGAUCUAGCACAGUGUAAAUAACAUGAGUUCCAUUAUAGUAAAUACAGAAAGAAAUUGAAGGAAAACAAUUAAAGCAAGUCUUGCAUUUUCGGUUCAGUUUUGAACCGAGAUUUUCCGAAGUUGACAAGUCUCUCUUUCUCGCUCCGCCUCUCCGUGCUACGUCAUGUAAUGUACACUAUAGUGGAUCGAUAUGACAAUGAAAGAGAGACUUGGAGCAAGUCUAACACCCUAUGUGACCGCAAAUUGUUGCUGGAAAUACUUGAUGGCUUUAGAUUUCAUGUAAUGUAAUGUAGUGUAUGGCACCAUUUAUAGCCUACUGUACUACUGCUUUCAUGGUUGAAAAAGUAUUAUUGAUAGCUUUGUUGCACAGUUAGUCAUCUACUGUGGCUGCCCCCCCCCCCCCUCCCUUAGUGUGCACCAUUGUCUUUUAUUCAACAUGUCUCUCAACAGCCUUGAGGUUUGUGAUAGCUCUAUCAGGCUUGUGAGUUAUGUCAGGCUUGUGAUAGUUAUGUCAGGCUUGUGAUAUUUAGAUAUGUCAGGCUUGUGAUAUUUAGAUAUGUCAGGCUUAUGAUAGUUACAUGUAUAUGUCAGACUUGUGAUAGUUAUGUCAGGCUUGUGAUAUUUAGAUAUGUCAGGCUUGUGAUACUUAGAUAUGUCAGGCUUGUGAUAGUUACAUGUAUGUCAGGCUUGUGAUAGUUAUGUCAGGCUUGUGAUAUUUAGAUAUGUCAGGCUUGUGAUACUUGGAUAUGUCAGGCUUGUGAUAUUUAGAUAUGUCAGGCUUGUGAUACUUAGAUAUGUCAGGCUUUGAUAGUUACAUGUAUGUCAGACUUGUGAUAGUUACCUCAGGCUUGUGAUAGUUAUGUCAGGCUUGUGAUAUUUAGAUAUGUUAGGCUUGUGAUACUUAGAUAUGUCAGGCUUGUGAUAGUUAUUUCAGGCUUGUGAUACUUAGAUGUGUCAGGCUUGUGAUACUUAGAUAUGUUAGGCUUGUGAUAGUUAUGUGAUAAUUGUGUUAGGCUUGUGAUACACAAACUUGUGAUACAUAGUUGUACUCCCUUGCUGGUAAUGCAUGCAUUAAUGGUGCGGAAUUAAUACGAAAAACUGUUAUACAUACUGUUGCUACCGUGCCAGUAUAUUACUGUAUUUUCCUACAUGUAUUUGCAGGGCUUUUAAAAAUACGCCGGCGGCCGCCGAAGCUCCGUGGGUGUCGCGAGAUUUACCGCCAGUUGCUUUGUUUAUAGUACUUGAAAUAUCAAUUCUGCUCUCCUUUCUCCACUCUUAGCUUUCAAACAAAGUUAUUUGUUCCCCAAGCUGGUCUACUUUGUUAUUUUCGAAAACGACGUACUAUUUCAUAAAAAUGAUUUAGGUAUUUGCCAUCUUAAAUCUUGAAGUUUUCUUGUUGUAGAAUAAAAGUAGUGAUACUGUACAUUAUAAUUUGGUUACAGAACUUAGUCGUGUUGGUAUCUAAUCAUCAUACGCUAUAGUUAUUAGUUAGUUUGCAUGACUUUAAGACUCCAUAGACCGUCCCACUCUCCACAGCCGCUUACUUUAUCAACUCUGAAAUUCCAGGCUGUGAUCGAACCUAUUGUAUAACCUCGCAUCCUCUAAUUUCUUUUGUUUCAGUACAUUUGCUGACAAAUUCCUGAAAACUCUGAGUGAUGAGUUAUUGAAUCAAUAUGACACUCUUAUCAAUGAACCGUCCAAUGACUGGGAUAUUUAUUACUGGAUGACUGGAGUUAAGGAAACACCUCAGAAAUAUGACAAUAAGGUGAUGGACAUGUUGAAAAAACAUGCGCAAAAUGAGGAGAUGGAGGUUAGAAUUCGACAGCCUGAUCUGAAGUUUUAGUUUCCUGGUUCUGAUAAAAAAAUCUGUUGUCUGGACGCAAAUUAACCACAGGUUUUGUUUCGUACUGUAACUUGUACACAAUUUGUUAUGAAUGUGUUAGUUGGACCUUUCAAAAUGCUUGAAAAAAACAUGACUUUGGUAACUAUAUAAUGCGGCUGCAUUAUUACCACCGAUUUCCUACUAAUAGAACGUUUAAUCAAUAUACCCCGGUUCCGGUUGACGGCUACACGUGAUAUACACGUAUCCGUACCCGUAAAUGAAGUCCACCAUUGAUCAGGGAAAAAUUGACGAGCAUACGUGAGUGAUUCAGGUAAAAUGUUGAAGUAUUUUUACUUCAACGGCCCACAAAUAGUAAACAGAACACACCCGUACCCAUUUGUCUUUUACGUCUCGUGAAACUUUCGGGUAGAAAUUACGAGUAAACAUGCUGACAUCAGUAAACAUUGGUAAACAAAAUGGCGACACUUGUACCCGUAAACCGGAACGGGAGUAUCUUAACUUGUCUAAUGUCUAAUUCUUUCCCCACCACGCAAAUUGGCUUCCUACUGUAAAUUUCCAGCCUAGCAAAUAGACCUUUUCCCUUAUGAGUGAAAUUUUGAUCUAGAUACGCCUGGACAAAAAUUUCAUCACAGCUUGAAAGAGCAUCACAAAAUUAGUAAUAUUCCGAAGUUUCGUUGCGAAAUGUUGUAAAAUGCGGAUAAUAUAGCCUUGCGAAGUUUGCCGUUUUUCAGUCAUUUUGUAUUACAAACGGGAAAUUGAUAAUCAGUUGAUCAAACUGAUUAUCAAUUUCCCAUUUGUAAUACAAAAUGACUGAAAAACGGCAAAAUUCGCAAGGCUAUAUUAUCCGCAUUUUACAACAUUUCGCAACGAAACUUCGGAAUAUUACUAAUUUUGUGAUGCUCUUUCAAACUGUGAUUGUCCACACUUGUCUAGAUCAAAAUUUCACUAAAAAGGGGAAAGAUCUAUUGGGCCAGACCUGCUAGCCGCGUGCAUAUUGAAACUGCCCCCUAAACAGUUUUCAUCAGUGAGCAGAAACAAAAUGUCAUUGUAUUAAAAAAACAUACGUUAUUUUGUAUUAUUUUGUUGCAAUCGAGGGUUCAAACCACCUAUAGGAUGGCUAAUUAGGUUUGAGUUUACGGUAUUGUAUAACUCUAAGGUUUGAGUUAAAUAUUAAUGCGCGGGUUGGCUAAUAUAGUCUAUGGCACAAUAAGGUCACUGCUAUUGCGGCGGCCGAACACGCAAAUAGGAAGCAUUAUACCUCGGUGAAUAUUGUAUUAUAUGAAACUCAGUCGUCGUGUAAUAUACCACUUUGUAGUUUAAAAAGUAAAUUUAACUGUGUUAUAUAUAAAUUGGCUGCAAAUUCGACACUAUACUGCACUGUAUCUUUUCUUUCUUAUCAAUUUUGGACUGACUCUAAAUUAGUAAUGUUUUCUUGUUAUGAAUAUUAAUUAAUGCGUUGUUGAAUGCUAAGCAUAAAUUUAAACUACUACAGUACUUUGAUUACUUCCAGUAGUCGACGGGCCGAUGUUCCAGGUAAUUUCUAAUACAAAAAGGUUUAAAAUGUAAAAUUGGAUGAAAAUUUGUGAAUAACAGGCCACAUGCUACAAUGAAUUUAUAGUCGAUGCUAAAAUCCGUUACUUUUCAAAUAUUUUUUACUUGCGAUUGUAAUUGAACAUUUAAAUAAUAUUAUUUCCCAACAUUA
Messenger RNA from Paramuricea clavata, 6538 nucleotides. The record is from the annotation of a GenBank genome assembly. Lineage: Eukaryota; Metazoa; Cnidaria; Anthozoa; Malacalcyonacea; Plexauridae.